This is a messenger RNA of Catharus ustulatus (Swainson's thrush), 867 nucleotides long. RefSeq names its product double-headed protease inhibitor, submandibular gland-like. Gene Ontology annotation, molecular function: protein binding; serine-type endopeptidase inhibitor activity. Bases 142 to 750 code for a protein of 202 amino acids. The transcript has 8 exons. Lineage: Eukaryota; Metazoa; Chordata; Aves; Passeriformes; Turdidae. The record is from RefSeq and is a predicted model, not a curated record.
UUUACAGAGCAAAUAAUUACUUUCUGGUGAUGACUUCACAAGGUCGGGGAGAUGCAUAUAAAUACUGGGGAGGGAGAAGGCUGAGAUCCAUCCACGGACUCUCCGGCUACCGACCCACACGGAACAGUCGCCACCACCACCAUGAAGAUGGCCAGCUGUACUGCCCUUCUGGGCCUGGUCCUCCUCGGCUGCCUCUCUGAUCUUGCUGUUGCUCAAAGACGGGCCUCCUGCGGCGCCUACAUGACGACUGGAAAAACCAUGAGCAUCGCCUGUCCCCGCAACUACGACCCCGUGUGCGGCACCAAUGGCCGCACCUACCCCAAUGAGUGCUCCCUCUGCAAGGAAUUCUUCCGCAACCGUGCUCUUGACAAGAAACACGAUGGAAGAUGCGUUAGGGUCGACUGUACUGGUUUCCUGAAGCCUGGCCGUGGUUACAACAUCCCCUGCACCAUGGAGUACUCCCCCAUCUGCGGCACCAACGGCAUCACCUACAGGAACAAGUGCCAGUUCUGUACUGCUGUGGCGAGCGGCCUGGAAGUGAACCUGCAGAGCUAUGGACAGUGCUUCCAGCAGCAACAAAACACCAACAUCGACUGCACCCAGCACAAGGGCAGCAACCUCAUGUGCACCUCCGAGUACAACCCCAUCUGCGCCUCCGACGGCAGAACUUACGGGAACAAGUGCCUGUUCUGCAACGCUGUCUCACGCAGCGCUGGAAAUCUGUUCUUCAGGUACCAGGGCACGUGCUAAGCGCUGGAGCUGGGCCCUUCAACACGGCACUUCCCUCACAAACUCUUCAAUCAAACUUGCUCUUCCUUGCUCCUUCAAUUGUUAUGCAUCAAUCUCUGCUUUGAUUGAUCAAUAAAU